AUGCGAUUGUGCAUGAAUGCCAGAGUGCCACUGGAGGAUGCAAACCCAACAUGGUUGUAUCCAGGCAUGCCUAUGACCCUCGAAAGGAUGAUGAAUGUCACAGAGGCACAUCAAAGUCAAAAGCCACAAAGAAGGAGAAGGAGACAAGAACCAAGGGAAGAAGAACAACAACAAGAAGAACCACAAGAAAAACCACAAGAAGAACAAGAAGAAGAGCAACAAUUCCAACCACAAAACAACAUGGACAUGGUUCGGAUGCAAGAAGCAAUUGAAAGGUUAUCAGAACAGUACAUGGGGAUACAAGAGAAGCAGGGGGAAUUCCAUUCACAGUACAUGAGUGCUCAACAAAGACAAGAGGAGCUUCAGUUGAGAAUGAUGAGUCAACAGAGAGAUUAUGAGUCAAGAUCCUUAGUUAUGCAAAAGGAACAAGCUUCACAAUUUCAAGAAUCAUUCAACCAGCUGGCCCAACUGCAAGUUGAGAACAUGAGAGCAUUCAAGGAAUUCACGACCCUUCAGGAUGCAAGAUAUGGAGUACAAGCUGAUUACAACAUAAAUGGCCAAAUCAAGCUCAACUACAUUGGAAAACAUCUGCAUAGCAUGGACCCAGCAUUUCCAAUUUACGAUGAAUACUUCAAGAAAAGGAACGACAGAGAAAUAGACAAAGCAAUACGCCUUGAAAAACAUAAUAAAAGAGACAAUGAAGAAAGUUGGAUUCUGGCAAAAGCUAAAGGGCAAGAGCAAGGGAGAAACUAG
Arachis stenosperma is the source of this 753-nucleotide messenger RNA. RefSeq lists its product as uncharacterized. The transcript has a single exon. NCBI's taxonomy places the organism in Eukaryota, Viridiplantae, Streptophyta, Magnoliopsida, Fabales, Fabaceae. The coding region runs from base 1 to 753 and encodes 250 amino acids. The record is from RefSeq and is a predicted model, not a curated record.